This is a messenger RNA of Centrocercus urophasianus (Greater sage-grouse), 2692 nucleotides long. RefSeq names its product steryl-sulfatase-like. Bases 332 to 2134 code for a protein of 600 amino acids. The transcript is spliced from 13 exons. NCBI's taxonomy places the organism in Eukaryota, Metazoa, Chordata, Aves, Galliformes, Phasianidae. The record is from RefSeq and is a predicted model, not a curated record. Gene Ontology annotation, molecular function: arylsulfatase activity.
GCCGCAGUGCGGCCGUGGAGGAGCAGGAGGAAGCCGACAUGGCGAGCCGAGCCCCGUGUAGCGGCGGCGCAAGCGCGGCAGCCGGAGCGGAUGGGGAGCAGGGAGCGAAGUUUUCUUCGUUUGUUAAUCCCUUUGGAUGCUGCUCCCUGGGAGGACUGGGGAGUUGCUCCUGUUUUGCUCACGUGACUGGACUUUACACUCAUUUACUGAUAAUACGGGCACAGCCAUCUUGUUUGUAAACUAGAGGCAGAAACAGAAAGAAUUCCGUGCUGCAAGGGAAGUACUGUUUUAUCGAGCACUGCUGACAAACACAGCUCUGAAUUAGAAGCUGAUGACAUGGAUUACUCAUUUACAGAUUUUACUCUUAGCUACGAAGAAGAUGGGACUUCUUUUAUUUUUAAUGAUUUUCCAGUGUGCCAUAAACAGUGUCAAUACCUACAGUGUUUCAAAUCCCAAUGUCGUUUUACUGAUAGCUGAUGAUCUUGGUAUUGGAGACCUGGGAUGUUAUGGGAACAGAACUUUAAGAACACCUAAUAUUGACAGGCUAGCAAAAGAAGGAGUGACACUUACUCAGCAUUUAGCUGCAUCACCACUGUGUACUCCAAGCAGGGCAGCUUUCCUGACAGGGAGAUACCCUAUCAGAUCAGGAAUGGCUGCUUUUUCACGAGUUGGUGUCUUCCUAUUUUCUGCUUCUUCUGGUGGACUUCCUUCUGAAGAAAUAACAUUUUCCAAACUCCUGAAGCAAAGAGGUUAUACAACAGCUCUAAUAGGAAAGUGGCAUCUUGGGAUGAACUGUGAAAGCAACAAUGACUUCUGUCACCACCCCCUCAGUCAUGGAUUUGAUUACUUUUAUGGGCUUACUGUGACCAACCUUAGAGACUGCAAGCCUGGCCAAGGCAGCGUGUUUUUAAAAGGGGUUCAGAGGUACCUUGUCAUCCUAAUCCAAAUCCUUGGAGUCACCGUGGUCUCAUUGGCAAUAGUGCAUUAUAUUGGCUUCUUCAAAGUACCUUUCCAAGCACUAGGCAUCUGUCUGUUAAUAACCUGUAUUUCACUUGCAGUUUUGAUUUUUUUCUUUUAUCAUUUCCGACACCUGAACUGCUUUUUAAUGAGGGACCAUCAGAUAAUCCAGCAGCCAUUAUCCUAUGAGAAUCUUACUCAGAGGCUGACAACAGAAGCUGUACGGUUUAUAGAAAGGAACCAUAAUGCACCAUUUCUUCUUGUCCUGUCUUAUCUUCAUGUCCAUACUGCUCUAUAUGCUUCAAAAAUGUUCAGAGGAAAAAGCAGGCAUGGAUUAUAUGGAGAUGCUGUGGAAGAAAUGGAUUGGAGUGUAGGACAGAUUCUGGAUGUGCUGGAGAAUUAUAAUCUGAGCAACAGAUCUCUUGUAUACUUUUCAUCUGACCAAGGGGCUCAUAUUGAAGAAAUCUCUAGUUCUGGAGAAGUCCAUGGAGGUUGCAACGGUAUAUAUAAAGGUGGAAAAUCAACUAACUGGGAAGGAGGUAUUCGUGUGCCAGGGCUUCUCCGUUGGCCUGGAGUGAUUCAGGCUGGCACUUAUAUUGAUGAUCCAACGAGUAACAUGGAUAUUUUUCCUACCAUUGUCAAACUAGCUGGGGCACAGUUACCCUAUGACAGAAUUAUUGAUGGACAUGAUCUGAUGCCUUUACUUCAAGGAAAAGUUAUGCGGUCGAAGCAUGAAUUUCUCUUCCAUUAUUGUAAUGCAUAUUUAAAUGCAGUGCGCUGGCAUCCGGGAAACAGUGAAUCCGUCUGGAAAGUCUUUUUCUUCACUCCAAACUUCACUCCUGAGGAUUCCAAUGGUUGCUAUGACUCUCAUGUUUGCUUUUGCUAUGGAGGUUUCAUCACACACCAUGAUCCCCCACUGCUCUUCGAUCUCUCCAGGGACCCUGAAGAGAAAGUCCCACUGACCCCAGAAACAGAGAGCCGGUUCUAUGAAAUUCUCAGUGUCAUACAGCGAGCAGUAGAUAACCACACCAGAUCGCUUCAAGUUGUCUCUGACCAGCUGUCCUGGAACAAUCUUGUCUGGAAGCCAUGGCUACAGCUGUGUUGCUCAUCCUUCUUUCAGUUUUGCUACUGUGACUAUGACUCAGAAAACGGCCUGUCAGAGGUACAUUCUGGAUAAACUUCCUUGUUUUCCUUCUCAGAACAAGGAGAAUGUCUAGGUAGCUUUAGAAGAACUUGUUAUAUAGGAUAUACUGUCUUUAGUACAAUAUUACAGUAGAAUUUCAGAAAACAUGCAAUGAGAAGGAGCUUAAAAAACAUCUUCUCUGACUUAAUAAUACAAUAAAUGGUAUAAAACAGGUUUUGCUGCCCUUAUCUACCAAAGCAUACCUUUUCUAGAGAUCAUUUUUCACAUCUUCAGCUUCAAAAUUGUUCUUACACACUGAGGAAUUUUCUUACUGUUUCUGUCAACUACAGCCACUAAAUGCACACUCAACAGUCCUUUUCAGUAUUAUCCACUGCCAUUGGGACAUUCUCCCAAAAAUUAACAAAUAGAGAUAUAAUGAUGAAAAGGUUAGUGUAACUAUAUUUUGAUAACUGAUAAGUAAUGAACAGAUUCAACAACUAUCAGUGAUAUAAAAUAGAAUUAUAAAAUUGCUCAUGUUGGAAAAAAACCUUAAUGAUCAUUGAGUCCAACCACAACCUAACCAAACUACCCUUAACCCUAACAGCCCUCUGC